This is a messenger RNA of Trichogramma pretiosum, 1162 nucleotides long. Its product is annotated as transmembrane protein 70 homolog, mitochondrial. Bases 362 to 1084 code for a protein of 240 amino acids. The transcript is spliced from 3 exons. NCBI's taxonomy places the organism in Eukaryota, Metazoa, Arthropoda, Insecta, Hymenoptera, Trichogrammatidae. Gene Ontology annotation, cellular component: mitochondrial membrane. The record is from RefSeq and is a predicted model, not a curated record. Gene Ontology annotation, biological process: mitochondrial proton-transporting ATP synthase complex assembly.
UCUUUUGAAAAUUCUGAAUAUCAAUUACUUUAAUUCUGGAAUAGUAUUUCUGCUAUUUAGGUGAAAUAAAAAAAGAUAUCAAAAGUUAGCGCUAUAAUUAAUUUAUCAUGCUGUCAGCGAUCUGCGUAAAAUAUAUUUUGAUCUCAUCUUGUGCCAUUCAAUAAAAUUAAUCAUAUGUAUUUAAACGUAUUUUAAAUAAGCCCGCUUGACUGACAUCAAUAUCUUCUGCUCCGAAAUAACGUCAGCGAACGUGAGCGUGAGGUUAUCGUCUGCGUUCACGCUGAUCGUCGGUGUAUUUACUCAUUCACGCGAUCUUCGUAACUCGCAUCUCGCGAGCUAUCAAUUAAAUAAUAUAUCAAUAAUGUCGUCGGUUUAUCGAGUAGCCGCGUUCAGCAAAUUGUUGAGCAGAUGUGCCUCGUCGUCGAAUUGUCAUAAACUAUUGCCCACAGUGUGUUACGUCAAUAAUGCAAACCAUAAGAUUCACGUGGUCAAGUUUUCUGUGCCUUUGAGUAGAAGUUACUCUACCAAAAGUGAUCAAAAUAAAGCUGCUGCUGACAAGGAAGAUGAAAGUGAAUGUGAAAUUGUGUACAUGGGUCAACAAAACAAAAAUAUCAAAAACAUCAAAAUGAUAUCGCUGUCUACUUCACUCAUGGGAUUAUCAGUACAACCAAUUGUUUACCAAAAAGCAGUUCUAAGUGGCGAAGUAACCAACUUUACCUUACCAAUAUUUGCUCUGCUAGGCCUUUUUGCAUUGGCAACUCCACCACUGUUGAAUUUAAUUACCAAACGAUAUAUAUUGAGCAUUGAGUACUAUCCAAAGAGGGAUAAAUACGUCGCUUCAGUUUAUACCCUGUUUGCCAGACAGAAAAAGAUUGAAUUUACUCCUGAUGAUGUGACUAUUCCUACCGUUCUUGGAAUGUUUACUAAUUGUUGCAUAAAAGGCAAACCCAUGUUUAUGGAUUCAAACUCUUUCUCAGAAGAAAAUCAGAAACAUUAUGUUAGAAUAAUGGGCUAUGAUCAACCACUAGACUUAAAACUAGAUGAAACUAUACCAGACACAAAGAAGAGCUCAGAAAAAACAUAACUCAGAAAUUUUUCAUUUACUGUACACUUUUUAUUAUGAAUAGAUUUUUUAUUACCUUAACAAUAUUUAUUAAUUAAA